CAGAAACACAGAGCGCUCGAACUCCGGACCCGUUAUUUUGCAGAAGACACGGUACGGGAGAUUCCCUCUGAACAGCGUAACCCCUGACAGUUUACUGUUUUUUACGUGGACGCUACGGGAUUUAUUUUUCCCUUUUCUACUGAUUUUUUCAGACUUUUGAGUAUGGAGACUUUCUGCUCGGUGGAUUAGAGUUGUAAACAGGACGCUGAAAUCUUGGUCCAGAAUGAGCGCGACAGCGGGGUCCGGACUGGCCCCGUGCCGUUUCGCUCACUACUUCGUGAUAUGCGGCAUGGACACAGAAACCGGUCUGGAACCGGACGAUCUAGCCCGGCAGCACUUUGAGCAGAGCCCACUCAAGCGCAGCUUCAGGUCCAAAAUCCUGGCACGUUUCCCUGAGAACGUGGAGCGCUACCCCUUCAACAAGGAGGCCGUUAGCAUGCUGUGCAUGCCGGGAGGUCUCUCUUUCCGUACGCAGACGGACUCUCUGGAGCCGCAGUUCCACUCCUUCCUCCUUGCGCAGGAGGACGGCUCGCGCGCCUACGGCUUCACGCUCACCUUUUACGAGCAGGUGAGGAGCCCCGCCAUCCGCUCCGCCAUGCGAUCGCUGCAGCAGAUGCACCGGGCGGAGCUCGCCUCCUCCUCCUCCUCCUCCUCCUCCUCGUCCUCCUCCAGCAUGGACUCCCUAACCGGCAGCCUGGACGAGGCCGACGCCCCCCCGGCCGAGGCCCCGCCCCCCUGCGGGGGCUCGUACGACGCGGCGCGCGACCCGCUGUACGUCUCCAAGGCGCUCUGCCUGGUCACGCCCCUCCCCUUCCUGCACGCCUGCCGCGGCUUCCUGUCCCAGCUGCACCAGGCCGUCGCCGGGCCUCUCCCGCCGCCGCUGCCGCUGGAGAGCUACGUGCACAACCUGCUGUACGAGGUGCCGCUGCCGGCGCCGGGCCGAUCGCUCAAGUUCCACGGCGUCUACGAGCCGAUCGUCUGCCAGCGCCCGGGCACCGGGGAGCUCCCGUUGGCCGACUUCCCCCUGCGCGUGGCCUUCCAGCUGCUGGGCGUGGAGAACCUGGUCCAGGUGUUCACCUGCGCGCUCCUGGAGACGCAGAUCCUGCUCUACUCACAAGAUUACCAGUGCUUGGUGACGGUUGCCGAGGCGAUCACCUCGCUGCUGUUCCCCUUCCAGUGGCAGCACGCGUACGUGCCCAUCCUGCCCGCCUCGCUGCGCCACUUCCUGGACGCGCCCGUCCCCUACCUCAUGGGCCUGCCGGGCACCGAGGGGGCCGACCGGUCCAAGCUGCAGCUGCCCCAGGAGGCCAACCUGUGUUUUGUGGACCUGGACAACCGCUGCGUCGAGCUCCCCGAGGAUUUCCCACAAUUCCCCAACAAGACGGAAUUAAUCCAGGAGCUGACCGAGGUGCUGCGGAGUUUCGGGGUGUCUGCGGAGGGGGGCGUGGCCGGCAGCCCCUCCCCCAGCCCCGCCCCCGCUCGCCUGAAGAGCCAGGCCCUGCAGGAGCUGCUGGAGGACGGGCGGAACGGGAACCUGGGCAGCGAGGCCCUGGCGGCCCUGGAGAGGCUGCAGGCCCUGGCCCUCCGCACCGGCGUCGCCGUGGAGACGGUGGGGCGGGCUGGCCGGGAUGGCCACGCCCCCGGUCAGGAGCAGGAGCUACUGGACACCAGGCUCAAUGUGCAGUUGAGGGAAGUGUUUGCCAGCCAGUUCGUCGCCGUGUUCGCCAACUACGAAGCCUUCGUCAUCCCGAGCGCCCACGACCUGGAGUCCUGGAUGGCCAACCGAGAUCAGAUGCAGAACUUUGACAAGACCUCCUUCCUGUGGGACCAGCCUGAGCCCUACUUGCCCUUCCUGUCCCGCUUCAUUGAGACGCACAUGUUCGCCACCCUCAUCGAAAAUAAGAUCGUGUCCCAUUGGGAGGAGAAGGAUCCGCUGCUGAGUGUAUUUGACGCUCGUGUGGAGAAGUUCCGCCUCUGCAACGCCCGUGCACCAAAUCUGCAGUCUUCCCACUACCAAAGGUGCUCCACCAUCCGGGAGUCAGCCCAGGCCAUAGAGCAGAGGCUCCUGAAGAUCGACCACACGGCCAUCCACCCCCACCUGCUGGACAUGAAGAUCGGACAGGGCAAAUACGAUCAAGGCUUCUUCCCCAACCUGCAGGCUGAUGUCCUGGCCACCGGCCCAGCCAACAGCAACAGGUGGUCAGGUCGUUCAGCUGCAGCCCAGCGCCGGAUGGACAGUCACAGACAGCACACCGAGCACCUGGGACCCGAAAACGGUGUCAAAGAGAAGUACAUGCAGGAAGCCCGGAGCCAGGGGAAGCACCAGUGGCAGCCCAGGUUAUCCGACAUGUCCCCCGCCCUGCUCACCCAGACCAACUGCAAAUUUGUGGAGGGGCUUCUGAAGGAGUGUCGCAUGAAGACUAAGCGCAUGCUGGUGGAGAAGAUGGAGAGCAAGCUGGUGGAACUGGGCCACGGGGAGGUCAGUCUGACAGGUGUGGAGGAGGAUACACUGAUCGCCAACCUCUGUGACCUUCUGGAGCGCAUCUGGAGCCACGGCCUGCAGUUCAAACAGGGAAAGUCUGCCCUCUGGUCACACUUGCUCCUCUACCAGAAGAGAGAGGAGAAUCUGGAGCUGCAGGCCACAUCACCAGUGUCACCAGACAGACUGAAGUCUGAGUGGGGCGGGGCCAUGCCACCCUUGGGCGUGUCUCUGACACAGGAUAUGAGACACAUACAGAGCAUGACUGAGAUAAGGACGGAGGUGGGUCGAACCCGGGCCUGGAUCCGUUUGUCACUGGAGAAGAAGCUGCUGUCACAGCACCUAAAACAGCUGCUGAGCGACCAGGAAUUAACCAAGAAGUUGUAUAAACGAUAUGCAUUCCUGCGGUGUGAAGAAGAAAAGGAGCAGUUCCUGUUCCACCUGCUCUCUCUCAAUGCCGUUGACUACUUCUGCUUCACCAGCGCCUUCACCGCCAUCAUGAUUCCGUACCGGGCAGUCAUCAUUCCCAUUAAGAAGCUGAGUAAUUCCAUGACCACAUCCAACCCCUGGGUGUGUGUUUCGGGUGAGCUGGGCGACUCGGGCGUCAUGCAGACCCCCAAGAAUGUUCUGGAGAUGAACUUUGAGUGCCAGAACCUGGGCCAGCUCAGUACAGUGCAGCUGGGACAUGAUAACUCUGGGCUGCUGACCAAGUGGCUGGUGGACUGUGUGAUGGUGCGGAACGAGAUUACAGGACACACAUACAGAUUCCCCUGUGGUCGCUGGUUGGGUAAGGGUGUGGAUGAUGGCAGCCUGGAGCGGAUUCUGAUUGGUGAACUGGUCGCACCAUGUGGAGAGGAAGAGGCGGGGAAGCCAUGCCGGACUCCGCCCCUUCAACGCUCACCUUCCCAGACCCAGCACAUCGGCAUCGCCGCGCUAACCAGCCGAGCCAAUAAGCCAAACGUUGCUCAGAUCCAGGAGGCAAUCGAGAAGGCAGUGAAUAGCAUCAUCACACACUUCCAGAAGUCUGAGAAAGAGAGGGGCAGUCUGACGGUCCUUCUUUGCGGAGAGAAUGGCCUGGUGUGUGCACUGGAGCAGUUCUUCCACCAUGGCUUCAGAUCCACUCGUCUGUUCCAAAAGAAUGCCUUCAUAUGGGACUUUGUGGAGAAGGCCAUGGCAUACCUGGACUCAGCUGAUCAAAUGGGUGACCUGCAGGAGGCCCCCAAACCCCUGGGGCUCACCUGCGAAACCUUUUUCCGCUACGUUAGCGCCAUCAACGCCACGCCCAGGAACAUCGGGAAGGAUGGAAAGUUCCAGCUGCUGGUUUGCUUGGGAGCCAGAGACCGGCUGUUGCCUCACUGGCUCCCCCUGUUGGCGGAGUCCCCAUUCACCGAGUCCAUGUACAGGGAGAACGCCCUCCUUCGCGACCGAGCCACAGUGAGCACGCUCAUCAACGUCCUGCACACGCUCCACGACUUCCCCAUUACCCUGGAGACCUCCUUCGUCAAGGGCAUUGACCUAUAGCCGCCGAGGAUUCUGGGAAACGUUGUCUCGCUGCCCCCUGAAGAGUCAGACACGCAGACCAUUGUUGGGGGCUGUGUGACUAAUACACGGGGGAAGACUGAGUGACUUUCUGCAUCCUAAGCAUUGAACCAGAGAAAAGUCCUGGAACUUCUGUUCAAAGAUGGCCGCCAUGUUUGCCAUUUUGUACUCAAUGAGAAUUAGCACCAAGCUUAUAAAAUUAGAGAAACGGGACAUUUUCCCUGUGAUGGCUGUGUAUACCUGCCCCUUCCCUGAACCCCAGUAGUGUUAGGCUGUUGUGCCCGAGAUGUUCAGACCCCUGAAAGAGAACGUGUACUUGUCAUGUAAUUUAACAUUAAGCAGCUAGCACUGCUAUGACAUGCUUCUGUUACACAGUAUACUGAGAAAAAGGAGUGGAAAAUGGGGGAGGGAGGGAUGGAUGAAAGGAGCCAGAGACACUGUUGGUGACCCCCAUCAUCUCUGUAGCACACUGGAUCCCCUGGAUUGGCUGGUUUCUGCACUGCACUGUCUGUGAUUGGCUGUGCUGGACUGGAGGGUCAGGGACCUUAAGGGGUCUGGGUGGGGUGGGAAUAGGAGUGGACCCCCUAAUCAAAAGGAUGUCCCAACCGAAUGGGGGACAAACCGAUACUUUUUUGCUUUUCCAGUCAUACUUUCUCUCCCUCCAUCCUAACCCCCUCCCCAGUGGCUAUACUAGCACUCCUGUGAUUAUUUUUGUGUUGGAGGCUGGAUACUUCCUGGGGGAUUUGCCUUUUAAGUUGUCAUUGGUACCAUCAAUGUGAUUGUAGUCCUGGCCUGGGCUCCCCAACACCCCCUCCAAAAAAAAAACAUCCGGUCCCCAUAGUGUCCAGUGCUGAUGGACUCUGAACUCUCACCUGUAUGUACAUUAUAUAUCUGAUGUCUCCUGAUCCCUGAAGGAAGCUAUAAGAAGGCUACUGUACUCUGCUGUAUGUGUGCCAAUAAUAUCUAAUAAAGGCUUCUGGGUUUCCAAGCAGUUUACAUCCAUUCUCCCCGUGAGUAAAGUGUGGGAGACACGGCAGCAAUAACGACCACCUCAUUAGGUCCUCUUCUGCUGGCGCUCGAGGCUGUGCCGAAACCAGCAUUCAUUCUAACCCGCAUCUAAUUAACCUACAUGUGCAGCAAAUACGUAUUUCUAAAACAUAGAAAUAAUCCUGAUAAAUUAAUUUUCUUUAGGUUCCGUUACUGCCCGUUUCUGUCCGUUGGUGAUGAUACCGCUAAAUUAUGGGACAGGCAUGACCGAGGAAGAUGAGAUAUGCGGGAAUACAUGGUGGACGUGUGUAAACUGAGUGUUAACUCAUUCUCUUGCAUCAGGGUGAUGGAGGUGGUGGUUUCAGACAUACUUCUUUUUUAUUGCGAAUCAAAAAUUCCAUUAAGAUAAGGUACUAGUGUAUAGCUCUUCAGUUCAAAUAAAACUCUUUCACUGCUGCAA
This is a messenger RNA of Anguilla anguilla (European eel), 5465 nucleotides long. RefSeq names its product DENN domain-containing protein 5B-like. Gene Ontology annotation, molecular function: guanyl-nucleotide exchange factor activity; small GTPase binding. The coding region runs from base 224 to 4000 and encodes 1258 amino acids. The transcript has 21 exons. The record is from RefSeq and is a predicted model, not a curated record. Lineage: Eukaryota; Metazoa; Chordata; Actinopteri; Anguilliformes; Anguillidae.